Messenger RNA from Drosophila teissieri, 1079 nucleotides. RefSeq lists its product as uncharacterized. The coding region runs from base 158 to 841 and encodes 227 amino acids. Gene Ontology annotation, biological process: regulation of transcription by RNA polymerase II. The transcript has a single exon. Lineage: Eukaryota; Metazoa; Arthropoda; Insecta; Diptera; Drosophilidae. Gene Ontology annotation, molecular function: sequence-specific DNA binding; DNA-binding transcription factor activity, RNA polymerase II-specific. Gene Ontology annotation, cellular component: nucleus. The record is from RefSeq and is a predicted model, not a curated record.
AAAAGAAAAUCGCAAGGAAAAUUAUAGAAAAUGAAUUCGAAACUGAGAAAAUCUGAAAAUACCAAACGAAAAACAAAAACAAAUUUCAGGCCUGCAGCUGAUCGACGACUCGUCCUCAAGUCAGCAGAAUCAUCUAAACGGCAGCAAGCUGGAACUGAUGGAUGGCAGCAGCGAUGACUAUCACCAGGGAUCGGGAUCGUUGCACCACUUUCAUGCGCCGCAAUUCGAUCACUUCCAAGGAUUAUUAGCCGGCGGAAAUGGUAUUGGUGGCGGAGCAGGAAGUGGGGGUCAGGAGGAGAGCUUUACGUGUCCGCAGUGCUAUAGAACUUAUCGAAGGCACGGAACCUUGCGGCGCCAUCUGCGCCAAGAGUGCGGCAAGGGAAAGAGCAUGGUGUGCUCCGUAUGCGGUCAUCGCACGAAGCGAGCAGAUCAUCUGCGCCAGCACGUACGCAAAAAGCAUCCGGAGAUAGCCAUGCGAUCGCUGUUUAAGCGCCAGCAAAGAGCUGCAGCUGCGGCAGCCUCUGCCGUCGAAGGAGAGGAUCAGAAGCCCGAGACGGAAAUAGUAGAUCUGGUCGACAUGCUGGACGAUGGAUCCGUGGCCGCUGCGGAUGAGGAUCAUCAGCACGCCUACCUAGUCGAAGAUGACGAUGAGGAGGAACUCUUGCAGCACCAGCAAUCGCACUUAACGGAGGAAUCGACCACCAGUAACUUUUACCGCCAGCAACUGCGGCAGCAGGCCCUUCUACAGCAGGCUCUUCAGCAAGUGGCAGCUGCAGCUGCAGUGGUGGCCAGCGGCACCUCCACUUCCUCCACUGAACUGCUUAACGGGGAGGGAUUGUAGGAGGGAUAGCGGUUUGAACUGAGGGGCGGGUUCUCCUCUCUACCUCCAUUUCGAGUAAAAGACGCGUAACGAACGCUAUCCUGUCCACUGAAAAAUCUCUACUACUAACUGAAUUAACCAAAGAGCAGCGGUUGAACUUUGACCUUUUGGCUUGCAAAAUCCUUUAUUUUUCCUGCAUUUAUAUGUUUUAUACAUUUAUUUGGCUGUCGCACAACCAAAAUAUAUGAGUAUUUCUUUU